GCAGCUUAAGCAUGGUACUGUAUCACUGCCCAUGCUGCCCCCAUUUAACCUACUUCAUUCAUUUCCGACUUUAUGCCAAUCUCUCUCUCUCUCUCUCUCUCUCUCUCUCUCUCUCUCUAAGCAAACCAAAGUAUUCAGUAUCAACUACUUCCACGUCGCUCUCAGCUCUCUUCAGAUGGGGCAACAGAUCUGAAGGUCCGUCUGGAUCGUUGUUUAACUUGACAGGGCGUUUGGCGUACGUCGUCGAGUCCGUACAAAUGGAGACCAAAAGCCGUACGUCGAUGAGUCGUGGUGCUUCUGCUGCCGUUCAACUACUUGAAGCUACGUUUGGUCAGUUUUUCUUGCUAACGUGCGCCUGGGAUGCUCUUCUUGCGAAUCUGCUCACCGCCGCUGCCUUGCUCUCUCUGCCUCAAGAUCCUUCUGCGCUCUCAACCACCUGUGGAAAGAAAAGUCACGGAGACGAUGAGGGCGAACAUUCCAACUCCAAAGCAGUUGAUGGUGACGAAGAUGGAGACAAAGAUAAGAUCGGUGAUGGCGGCUUUGGAGACACUGAAGAGGAGCUAUCUUCGGAAGACGGAGGAGGCGCUGGGGACAAUCCUAAUCGGAAAAGCAACAAUUCCAAAGCCAGCCCUGGAGGAGAAGGCGGAGAAGUAGGCGAAGAAGGUGAAGAGGAAGAGGAGGAAGAUGGCAAUGAGAAUGAUCACGAUGGCGAGGAUGAUGGGGAUGAUGGGGAUGAAGGCAAUGAAGAUGAUGACGACAAUGACGACGAUGAUGAGGGCGAGGUCAAGGACGAGGAGGAAAUUGUGGACGAGGAUGAACCGGAGGAUGAUGAAGAAGAGGACGAGGAAGAGGCCCUUCAGCCCCCUAAGAAGAGGAAAAAGUGA
Messenger RNA from Pyrus x bretschneideri (Chinese white pear), 884 nucleotides. Its product is annotated as nucleolin-like. Bases 12 to 884 code for a protein of 290 amino acids. The transcript is spliced from 4 exons. The record is from RefSeq and is a predicted model, not a curated record. Lineage: Eukaryota; Viridiplantae; Streptophyta; Magnoliopsida; Rosales; Rosaceae.